This is a messenger RNA of Ochotona princeps (American pika), 2878 nucleotides long. RefSeq names its product TOX high mobility group box family member 3 (gene TOX3). Gene Ontology annotation, biological process: regulation of transcription by RNA polymerase II. Gene Ontology annotation, molecular function: chromatin DNA binding. The transcript is spliced from 7 exons. The coding region runs from base 12 to 1721 and encodes 569 amino acids. Lineage: Eukaryota; Metazoa; Chordata; Mammalia; Lagomorpha; Ochotonidae. The record is from RefSeq and is a predicted model, not a curated record. Gene Ontology annotation, cellular component: nucleus.
CCGGCUCCGGCAUGGAUGUGAGGUUCUACCCCGCGGCAGCCGGGGACCCUGCCGGCCUGGACUUCGCGCAGUGCCUGGGGUACUACGGCUACAGCAAGUUUGGAAAUAAUAAUAAUUACAUGAACAUGGCUGAGGCAAACAACGCUUUCUUUGCUUCCAGUGAGCACACAUUCCACACGCCAAGCCUUGGGGACGAAGAAUUUGAGAUCCCCCCCAUCACGCCUCCUCCAGAAUCAGACCCCACCCUGGGCAUGCCCGAUGUGCUACUCCCAUUCCAAGCCCUCAGCGAUCCAGCGCCUACCCACGGAAGUGACUUCACACCCCAGUUCCCUCCUCAAAGCCUGGAUCUUCCUUCCAUUACAAUCUCAAGAAAUCUCGUGGAACAAGAUGGAGUGCUACAUAGCAGUGGCUUGCAUAUGGAUCAGAACCAUCCACAAGUUUCACAGUACCAUCCAGAUCCCACCUUGACCAUGAGGUCCAUCGUUCACAUGACGGAGGCCGCUCGCUCUGGGAUCAUGCCUCCUGCCCAGCUGACCACCAUCAACCAGUCUCAACUUAGUGCCCAGCUGGGGUUGAAUCUGGGAAGUGCCAGUGUGCCCCACACAUCUCCUUCACCUCCAGCAAGCAAGUCGGCCACUCCCUCCCCCUCCAGCUCCAUCAAUGAAGAGGAUGCUGACGAAGCCAACAGAACCAUUGGAGAGAAAAGAGCGGCUCCCGAUUGUGGCAAGAAGCCCAAAACUCCAAAGAAAAAGAAAAAGAAAGAUCCCAAUGAGCCCCAGAAGCCAGUGUCGGCAUAUGCCCUGUUCUUUCGAGACACCCAAGCCGCAAUUAAAGGUCAAAACCCCAAUGCAACCUUUGGCGAGGUCUCAAAAAUCGUAGCAUCCAUGUGGGACAGCCUGGGAGAAGAACAAAAGCAGGUUUAUAAAAGGAAAACAGAAGCUGCCAAAAAGGAGUACCUGAAGGCCCUGGCUGCCUACAGGGCCAGCCUCGUUUCUAAGGCUGCCGCUGAAUCAGCAGAAGCCCAGACCAUUCGCUCUGUUCAGCAAACCCUGGCGUCAACCAAUCUGACUUCCUCUCUCCUCCUCAACGCUCCGCUAUCUCAGCACGGGACAGUCUCAGCAUCACCUCAGACUCUCCAACAAUCACUCCCUAGGUCCAUCGCCCCCAAACCUCUAACCAUGAGACUCCCCAUGAACCAGAUUGUCACAUCGGUCACCAUUGCAGCCAACAUGCCCUCGAACAUUGGGGCUCCACUGAUGAGCUCCAUGGGGACGACAAUGGUUGGCUCAGCCUCCUCCACCCAAGUGAGCCCUUCGGUGCCAACCCAGCAACAUCAGUUGCAGUUGCAGCAGCAGCAGCAGCAACAGCAGCAGCAGCAGCAGCAGCAGCAGAUGCAGCAGAUACAGCAGCAGCAACUGCAGCAGCACCAAAUGCAUCAGCAACUCCAGCAGCAGCUGCAGCAGCAGCACUUCCAACACCACAUGCAGCAGCACCUGCAGCAGCAGAUCAGCCAGCAGCAGCUGCAGCACCUCCAGCUGCAGCAGCUGCAGCAUCUCCAGCACCCGUCGCAGCCUUCUCCCCGGCAGCACUCCCCUGUCGCCUCUCAGAUCACCUCCCCCAUCCCUGCCAUCGGGAGCCCCCAGCCAGCCUCACAGCAGCACCAGUCGCAAAUCCAGUCCCAGACACAGACUCCAGUAUUGUCGCAGGUCAGCAUCUUCUGAAGACACCGUGGCAGGCGGACAGGUGCGCACCGAGAAGAGCGACCUACGAGGGGGAAGCAUCUUGGCUGAAACGCAUUCAGUUGAUGUUGGUUAUGCAGAAAUGUGUAACAGACCACACAGUCCUCUCAAGUGUCUAUUAGAUAGGCAAUAAGAACUACAGUUGUAGCUGGGUAACACCUUCUAGCUGACUCGAAAUCACUUUGUUUUUAAACAAGAAAUGCUGUGCUCUUUUAGGUGAUGCCUUUUUUUUUUUUUAUUUAUUCAGGCUGUACCUACAAUAUGUGAAUCAAACCGUUUCAUGAAUCCUGGGACAUACUGAUGACUAUAAACUGGCCUGAGUCGUAGAAAAUGGCCUUAUUUCUCCAGAAGUGAGUAAACAGCACUUCCAGGCUAUUUGAACUUCUGAAGCCCUAAAAAAUAACAAGCACAGUUGUAACUACCUGAAAUAAGAAGAUUCAGUUUCAUACAAGCGUUUGUAUGAUGUGAAUAGUUGAUGGCAUUUUUUUGUCAUGAAAAAAAAUAAUGUAAAUCACAGACUUUUGCCAAAGCUCUUAUUUUUUUCCUAAAUCUCUCCAGAAAAAAAUAAUGCAAGUGAUUAGAUCCAGUUAUUGACUAAUUUCCGCUUUUUAUCCAUGACCUCUCCAAAUGGGAACACAUAUAUGUUAUAACGAUAUCUAUGACCACUGUUAGCCCACCCUGCGCAUUCCAACUAGAAGGGAAGAAAUGUGAAUAUUCUAUUCCGUGUUUUAAGUGACAAGUAUCGAAAAAUAAAAACACUGUAUUUUUAAAAGGGAAAUGCACUUAAAUGAAAACAGUUAUUACGAAAGCGAAGAUUUAAAAAGACAAAGCGAGAGUUUUUAUUAUGAUGUAAUACCAGUAGAAUAUUUAAAAGGCACACCACAUCUGAAUAAUCAGUGUAAAUAUUUUCUUUCAAAGUUGUAAGUUUUCAUAUCAUGUGUUGUAAAGUUUUCCUAAACGAGGCUUUAACGUAAACACUGGUGACAUAAACCAUUCAUGGCUACGUUGCUUAUUGUGUUUUUAUGCUGUUUUAUACUUUUUUAUGAGUUACGAUAGCAGCAAUUAAGUUGUUUGUAUUUUGCUUAACUAAAACAGAAAUGCUUUUAUCUUGCUAUAGAAUAAACACAUUUCAGUAAAAA